CUCUGUCUAUCUUACGUUGUGCACCUUUACGCGUCGACGUGUGCCAUUUGGCUGUUUAAAAAUUCCGUAGUAACGCGAUUAAAUCGCCCGGAAUUAUCUACAAUAAAAUAUUUUAAAAUGGAGCACUGUGUUUUACCUUGGUUUAUGGAUAUUUGAGGUUCAGUGAUUGAAAUUUAAAAAAAUAUAUUAUUCUUCUAUUUUUUUUUCAUUUGAACUGUGCAUCGGCGUCCUGCAGUUCCGGCGUCCUGUUGUGUCGUCGUCGAAGCAUGGCGCGCGGAACUCGUAUCAUAUUUUAUAACAUUAUCGCAAUACAACGCAGGUGAUAGUUUGACAAUUACCGCGAAGAGUUUAUCUGGAGUGAAGUGGAAUAAGAUAAAUAUCCGUUUGAAACAAAGGGAGUGAGGUUUCUUCAUGUUAAGAAUAUUUGUAUUGUUGAAAUUUUGCUAUGCUAUUUAUUCGAUACAAACGUCAUAUUGUUGAAUCAACGUGAGCUGUUUUUACGCCGCCACGCCGCCAAUUUGUGCGGAGAUAACCAGGCGGCGAAAUGAGGAGAAUAAGUGUUGGUGGCAUGAGCCGGCCGUCGAAAACAGUGACCCAGGUGAAGAAGGUGGCACCACCGGCUGUGCCCGAUGUAUUCCGACACUCAGGCUCGUCCUUCGGAUCGGCGGGAUACGCAAGCAGCGAGGACGGUGGUUUCCUGUCAAGCGGCGGCGGCGGGGGCGGACCUGGUGACGACGGGUCCUAUGGAAUGCCAGCGGGAAAGAGUCCAGGACCGAUUUACACGCAUCCUGGAUUUGCAUUCCCACCAGUCGUUGGCAAAUAUGCCCACACCGAGGAUCAAGGUAUUGAUAUGACACAGAGCCCGGGCAGGGACAGCCCAGGAAGUUCCGGCUCGGGAUCUGGCUCGAGACACUCAACAGCAUCACUUGACUCGGGAAGGGCCUCGGGUUAUCAUCUCGGACCACGUGGACCUGGUGCCCUUGCAUCAUCGCCCAGAUGCUCAAUCAGUUCACUCAGCAGUCAUCCAGACAGGCCACCUGACCUUGACGUUGUGCAUGCAUGGCUAACUGAGCUACAGUUUGAGGAGUAUUUUCCUCUAUUCGCCUCGGCUGGAUACGAUCUCGCUACCAUUACUCGAAUGACCCCAGAAGACCUCACGGCAAUAGGUAUCAAAAAACCAAAUCACAGGAAACGACUUAAAGCGGAGAUCGACAAUCUUAACGUAGGUGAUGGUUUGCCGGAGCAUGUACCAGGCUCCCUGGAGGAGUGGCUGAGAUUAUUGCGUCUUGAGGAGUACCUUGGUGCACUUCAUCAGCAGGGUAUGAGAUCUGUUGAGGAUGUUACGACUCUCACAUGGGAGGACCUUGAGGACAUUGGAAUUGUUCGUUUGGGUCAUCAGAAAAAACUUUUAUUGGCGAUAAAACGUGUUAAGGAUAUAAGAUCGGGUAAGAGGGUUCAGCCUCUGGAUUUGACGAGACUUCCACCCCAUCCUGGACAUACACAGGACGUUGUGAUACAGAGGGGUGGGCCUGAUCUACCAUCACCCGAUGAGGAUUGUUCAUCACCUGUACUUAGGUCAUUUCAAAGAGCUGGAAAUGAAUCCUCCUCAGCGUGGAGAAGUAUGUAUGCUGCAUUGCCUGGUGGUAUGGAUUACUGCACUGUGGGCAGGGGACCACGUGGUAAAUCACUUGAAAGUCUGGAAGACGCUCCUCUUGGAUAUCCACCGUCGCCAGCUCCAGUGCAACACAUCGACCCACUUGGAUGGCGUCCGAGGUGUUUCGAGGACGGCGACGUGACACCCACGAAUGAGGUCUCUUCCAUGAUUGAGGCUGGCGGUGGUACACUUCCACGACCGAGGCACUGUCUUGUCAGACCACGACCCGUUGCCAAGUUUAUGGAACAGGUAACUGCAACCCAGGGUCAAUUCAAAUCGCUGCCCAGGGAUUUUGAUAACAAGUAUCAAUUGACCUAUGGUUUGGAGAGUAGUCCACAUCUUCCAAAACGACGACCACCAUCACCACCGAGGAGGCAGAGCUCCAGGGAUUUGGGUAAUGUUGUUGGUGGUAAUGGUGGUAAUGGUGAUGUUGUUAUCGACUGUAGUGGACCAGUACCGACUGCCUGUGAUGAGCAUCAUAUUCAUCAUCAUUCACUUCAUCAUCCACCACCACCGGCCCCUGCACCAUCAGCUGCACCAUCGACACCACAAUUUCACAGACCUGCCUCAUCCAUGUCACGUUCCUGGGGCAGUGUUAGUGCCAAUGUCAAUGAGGAACACGAACUUAUUGCCACUCUCGCUCUACAACAUCGUAACGGUUCUGACGCCAGUUUUAAGUCAAGCUCAAGCACAGAGUCGGAUUCCCUACCCUUUGCAAACGAAAACGCAGGGACGAUAAAACAACGUGCAGCACGAGUUCAGGAAUACGGUAAUAACUCUCCAAACCUCAGUGGGCACGUGGUAUCCCAUCAGCAUCGUCCACCAAAUGGCAAUGAGCCGGCAGAUGUACUAAACGACAUUGGCAAUAUGCUUGCCAAUCUAACCGACGAGUUGGACGCCAUGCUGGAGGAAGAGAAGCGUCAAGGCCUCAAUCCAUAAUGCUUUUAUACUUUGCAUUGCCAUAAAACAAUGGAUGAAUGAGGAGAAAGAGAUUAAUGACGGGCAGAUUGAAAGAAAGAGAAAGAAGAACUAAUAACAAUGAUAGAAUUCAUAUUUCCUGAUUCGAUGAAACUGCGAUAAGUCACCAAGUCCAAAUUGCAGCCAUUGUAGGGAAAUUGCAAGUGAAAUGAAUGAAAAAAUAAUGUUUGGGAUUUAGUGAUGACAGCCUUCCAGUCUCAUUCUGUUCUUCCUGUGAAAUAACUACAGUCUUAAACAAUACUUUUCAGUUGUUAUCUAUGAUUGAUGCCAGAUAGAGUAUCUGACAACAUAUUCACUGUAUAAUUCUCUAUAGAUAACAAAAAAAAUAUUUCUAGGGCUCAUCUUUCUCUCAUUAUAGUCAUAAACAAAUGUAUAUGUUUAUAUUGAGCCGUUGGAUAAGCGCACGUGCUGCUUGUGAUGUUUUCCCUCUUCCUUUAACCGAGCUUAUUUUUCUUGGCGCCACCGAUAGACAGAAUUAUUACUAUUACCUCUUUUUUCGGAUUAUAGUUCUCUCAGACAUUCCAUUUGAGACCCACUUUUUUGUAGUCCCACACCCCGUUCUUCUUGGUAACAUAAAGAGAAAAUUACAUAGAAAAUGAAAUUAAGUACAGAAGAAAUUCUGUAGUUUGUUGGGUUUUUGUUUUUGUGAACAAAGAGUAUGAAAUUAUAAGAAUGGAGUGUCCUUGGAGUCUCGAAUGACUCGAGAUCUUCCCAUGAAUCUAUUGUGUAAAAAAAAAUUAAUAAAAAACAAACAUGCAAUUACGUAACUGCAGUAAAGCAUAAUUAUCCGAAUGCCAAUUGAUGUUUUUUUUAUAUUUAUUACGCACUAAUUAACGAAACGUAGAUGAAAAAAACUGCUAUACGUGACGGAACAAUUGUUAUAGCAAUAAUGUGCCCAGCUAUACAGGGUGCCCGGGAAGUUCCGAUAUAAGUUUUUUUAUUUCAUUUAAACGAGAGAAAAACCAAUCUAUAUGAGAUUUUUUCAAUUUUUUAAAAAUGUACAGUUGUUUACAUCAUAACUGAAAAUUAAAUUGACGUAAGGUGCAUUAGCUUAAAUAAGAGAAAUGUAACGUCAUCACUCCUCUGGCGCUGCUCAGUGGGCCCAGAAUAAAAAAGCAAAGAUAUUUGAAAAUAAUUAAAUUGCAGGAUUAUCAAACGUAAAUUCACGAUCGGAUAAAAUUGUGCUCCUGCCCAUUCGUGACACAGAAAUAAAAUAAACCGCUAUUUAAGAUUACCUUAAUCGUUGGGAUUAAUCUACUAAAGCAAAUGAAAGAAAAAAAAACAUUUCGAAAAAAACGAUCCGGUAUUACUCGGUUCGAGGACUUGUCUUGUUAACUAUUGUAGGUGUAUAGUUAUAUAUAGAUACUGCCAUGGAUGAGCAAUGGAUUUCGAGGCUUGUCGGAAGUUUCAGUUCCAAAAAAAAAAAUCAAAGAGACUUAUUCAUUAGUAGAAAAAGUGAAAGAAGGUAUAACUCUUCGAGUGUGAAGGCCCUGCCCUUAUUUCCGCUUUCAAUUUCCUCAUACCUUCCACAAAGUUAACAAUAAAAAUAAUACUUACGCAUCAGUAUUCUCGUUAGAAUGGAGCAACUUACCGAUAACCCUUGCAAUCAGUGCUUUUGCAUGGUGUAUAAAAAUAUUAUAUAU
Molecule: messenger RNA, 4275 nt
Organism: Diachasma alloeum
Lineage: Eukaryota; Metazoa; Arthropoda; Insecta; Hymenoptera; Braconidae
Gene: ckn
Product: caskin-1
Exons: 7
Coding region: 545-2593 (682 amino acids)
Biological process (GO): cell surface receptor protein tyrosine phosphatase signaling pathway; axonogenesis
Cellular component (GO): axon; focal adhesion
Molecular function (GO): protein phosphatase binding; signaling adaptor activity
Source: RefSeq, a predicted model, not a curated record